Syngnathoides biaculeatus (alligator pipefish) is the source of this 1844-nucleotide messenger RNA. It is a transcript of the gene agxt2, whose product is annotated as alanine--glyoxylate aminotransferase 2. The record is from RefSeq and is a predicted model, not a curated record. Gene Ontology annotation, cellular component: mitochondrion. Gene Ontology annotation, molecular function: pyridoxal phosphate binding; L-alanine:glyoxylate transaminase activity. The coding region runs from base 106 to 1626 and encodes 506 amino acids. Lineage: Eukaryota; Metazoa; Chordata; Actinopteri; Syngnathiformes; Syngnathidae. The transcript is spliced from 14 exons. Gene Ontology annotation, biological process: glyoxylate catabolic process.
GUGAAAACUUGAUGAACUUGUACACCGGCAAGGUACAAGCACAAGUCGUUGCAGUUGUCCAAAGAUCCUUUGUGUGACAACGUGAACGCGAACGACGCCGUCAGGAUGCAUAAAGUCACUUGGCGUCGUUGCGCGCCACUGAGCGCCCUGGCUAAAUUCCACGCGGCAAGAGGGCCGUCGUGUCAGAAAUCUGCCUUGAAAAACACUCCCGCAGACGUGCUGGAGAUGCCCCCGUGCAGCUUCACGCCACAAGAAUACAAGGGGAUGUCAAAAGAGCGCAUGAUGGAGAUCCGCCGGAGGAAUUGCCACCCCAUGACUAUGAAGGUGACUUACUACAAGAAGCCAGUCUUCAUCCAUCAGGGCCACAUGCAGUGGCUGUGGGACGUGGACGGGAGGCGAUAUUUGGAUCUCUUUGCCGGUGUGGCCACUGUCAGCGUGGGCCACUGCCACCCAAAAGUGACGGCGGCCGCAGAGCGGCAGCUGAAGAUGCUGGUGCACACCACCAACAUCUACGUUUAUCCUCCUAUCCAUGAGUACUGUGAAAAACUAGCAUCCAACUUCCCCGAGCCUCUCAAGGUAGUCUACCUGACUAAUAGCGGCUCGGAGGCCAAUGACCUCGCCAUGUGUAUGGCCCGACUCUACACGGGCAAUUUUGACAUCAUCACCUUCAGAGGAUCAUACCACGGAGGCAGUCCACAGACCAUGGGUCUGACUUCACUAGCAGAUUACAAGUACCCAGUCGGCAUUGGCUUAGGCUGCACAAACACCAUGUGUCCUGAUGUGUUCAGAGGUCCCUGGGGGGGCGGCCAUUGCAGGGACUCUCCUGUGCAGACCACCAGAGAAUGUAACUGUGCCCAAGGUUACUGCGAGGCAAAUGAGGAGUACAUUGAACAACUCAAGCAGACGUUGCUCACCAGCGUCUCCAGUCGAAUUGCCGCAUUCUUCGCUGAGCCGAUUCAGGGAGUCGGUGGAGCGGUGCAAUACCCCAAAAAUUUCCUGAAGGAGGCAUACAAACUUGUGAGAGAGAGAGGCGGCGUCUGUAUUGCAGAUGAGGUCCAAACAGGUUUCGGCCGAACAGGAAGCCACUUCUGGGGAUUCCAAGGUCACGAUGUCCUGCCAGACAUCGUGACCUUGGCCAAAGGCAUCGGGAAUGGCUUUCCGAUGGGAGCGGUGGUCACAACACGGGAAAUCGCAGACGCUUUCACACGGGGUGUUCACUUCAACACCUUCGGAGGAAACCCACUGGCUUGCUCCAUUGCCUCAUCCGUCAUCGACACAAUUAAAGAAGAAGGCACACAGCAGAACAGUCUGGAGGUGGGCACCUAUUUGAUGACGGAACUCGCCAAGCUCAGAAACAAGUAUGAGAUCAUCGGCGAUGUCCGUGGCAAAGGACUGCAGAUCGGCGUGGAAAUGGUCCAAGACAAGGCCAGCAGAGCACCGCUGUCUCCUCAAGACAUGCUCGCCAUCUUUGAGGACAUCAAGGACAUGGGCAUCCUCAUCGGGAAGGGAGGAAUUUAUGGACAGACCUUCCGCAUCAAACCACCCAUGUGCAUCACGAUGGACGACGCACAUUUCUUCCUGUCCGUAUUUAACAAGUCCAUCCAGAACUACAUGGAGAAAAGAUGAAUCCAGCCAGUCGUUUUUCUUACUUUCUCAGUCACUACUAAUGGAGGGUUGUUCCUACACUAUCAAACCCAAUAAGUGUUAGUGUUGCAUAACCAUUACGAAAAAAACAAUAGCUACAACAAAACAUGAACCCCACCUCACACGUCAAAUCUUCCCAAUUAUGUACACAAGAUUUAUUAAUUUGUUAUUACAAUGUUCUUCAAUUUCCCCCCAAUAAA